Molecule: messenger RNA, 864 nt
Organism: Talaromyces amestolkiae
Lineage: Eukaryota; Fungi; Ascomycota; Eurotiomycetes; Eurotiales; Trichocomaceae
Exons: 1
Coding region: 1-864 (287 amino acids)
Source: RefSeq, a predicted model, not a curated record
AUGGCUCUAUCAAAGUCCACGGUAUCUACGACCUCGCAUGAGCCAGAAGCACACAUUCCGGAGCCUGCACUCGAAUGGGACACCCUUGAUUUGACAGUUGAAGGCGUGUCCAUAGAACUGGCAACUGUCACUCGAUUUGGGCCUCUCAGUCCCAUCCUGUUUCUGCAUGGGUUUGGCGGCACUAAAGAAGACUACAUCGACAUUGCCCUGAACCCAACUUUUGCUGGACGCUCAUUCAUACUAUACGACUCACCUGGAAGCGGCGCAUCAACCUGCAGUGAUUUUUCUAAAGUCUCGAUUCCUUUCCUUGUUUCUUUAGCGCAAGCAGUGCUCAAUCAUUUCAAAAUUCGUCGCUAUCAUCUGGUCGGCCACUCCAUGGGCGGCUUGACGGGUCUGCUUUUAGCCGAGGGAAACAGUGCGGUUCUGAGCUUCGUCAACAUAAAGGGAAACUUGGCUCCAGAAGACUGUUUCCUGAGUCGCCAGAUUGUCGAUUACCCGGACAGUGACCCCGAGAAAUUCAUGGAGCAGUUUAUUCUGCGGACAAAGCUCUCCUCUUACUACUCGGCUGCCCUAUAUGCGACGAGCCUCCGAUAUAAGGUGCAACCAAGCGUCGUGAAACCGACGUUCGCAUCCAUGGUGGAGAUCUCAGACAGCAAGCCUCUCCUGUCAAUAUUCGAGUCACUUCCCAUACCAAAAAUGUACAUGUUUGGAGAACAGUACAAAUCGUUAACGUACCUCCCACGUUUGGCUGAUGCUGGAAUAGAGCUUGCAAUGAUUCCGAGCAGUGGGCAUUUUGUCAUGUAUUCUAAUCCUGUUGCUAUGUGGGAGAGGAUUGCAGCAUCGGUUGGUAGAGCGGGAGAAUGA